UUCAAGCGUCUCAAGCUUGGCUCUGCUGUAGCAAGUUAGGGUUUCAUCUCUGACAGCAGAUCGGCCUUUAGACGAGAGAAGCGACGCUAAGAGGAUGGUGGAGAAGAAUAGCAAAGGUCGAAAAGAGGAGGUGGUAACAAGGGAGUACACCAUAAAUCUCCACAAACGCCUACAUGGAUGCACUUUCAAAAAGAAAGCCCCCAAGGCCAUAAAAGAGAUCAGAAAGUUUGCUCAAAAGGCAAUGGGUACGACGGACAUAAGAAUCGAUGUUAAGGUCAAUAAGCAGAUCUGGAGUAGAGGAAUCCGAAGCGUUCCAAGGCGAGUUCGCGUGAGAAUUGCUCGCAAAAGAAACGAGGAAGAAGAUGCCAAGGAAGAGUUUUAUUCACUUGUUACUGUUGCUGAGGUCCCUCCGGAGGGUCUCAAAGGGUUGGGAACAAAGGUUAUUGAUGAGGCUGAUUGAAGAAACCUUCGGAGCUCUUAAAUGAUUCAAGUUUAUGUUAUCUGGCCAGCUUUUCUUGCGCUGCAUGAUUGGAUUAUACUUCUGUAUUUCUGAAUUGCCGUGUUUUUGUGCUAUUUGCCUGACAUCUUAUACUGUCUUCCAAUUGUUCGGUUUAUGUCGUCAGAUACUUCAUGUAUUUCUGAAUUGCCAUGGUUUUCAAGUUCCAGUAAUUCUGAUUUGUUUUUCUAUUGACA
This is a messenger RNA of Phalaenopsis equestris, 693 nucleotides long. RefSeq names its product 60S ribosomal protein L31. Gene Ontology annotation, molecular function: structural constituent of ribosome. Bases 95 to 460 code for a protein of 121 amino acids. The record is from RefSeq and is a predicted model, not a curated record. The transcript has 2 exons. Gene Ontology annotation, biological process: cytoplasmic translation. Gene Ontology annotation, cellular component: cytosolic large ribosomal subunit; ribosome. Lineage: Eukaryota; Viridiplantae; Streptophyta; Magnoliopsida; Asparagales; Orchidaceae.